This is a messenger RNA of Asparagus officinalis (garden asparagus), 961 nucleotides long. Its product is annotated as protein FAR1-RELATED SEQUENCE 12-like. The coding region runs from base 1 to 765 and encodes 254 amino acids. The transcript has 3 exons. Gene Ontology annotation, molecular function: zinc ion binding. The record is from RefSeq and is a predicted model, not a curated record. Lineage: Eukaryota; Viridiplantae; Streptophyta; Magnoliopsida; Asparagales; Asparagaceae.
AUGUAUACACGCAAUAUGUUUGAUGUGCUCCAAACUGAAUUCAAAGGAUUUGGUACAGAGUUUUGUGAAGAAUUAAGAAAAGAUGGGGACAUUGUUGAAUACAAAGUCUGUAAGUUUACAGAUAGAGAAAAAUGGGAAGUGGUUACUUAUGAGCAAUCUAGUCAGAUGCAGUUCCGUUUCACUUGUGCUUUGUUUGAAACUAAUGGUGUUGUAUGUAGACAUAUAUUAUCGCUAAUGAUGGCUAGGAAAAUGGAUUUAUUACCCGACCAUUACAUCCUUCACCAUUGGACUAUACAUGCUCGACAUCGUAACAUUGGGGUUGGCAAUAUUAUAUAUGGAAGAAACAUCACAAGCUGUGAAGAGAAGAUUAAUUUAUUGAAAUCUUGGGCCUUAAGAGCGAAAUUCAAUAAUGCGCUCAAGCUUGCAUUUGCUUCAAAAGAGAAGAUGCAAAAUCUAGAUGAUGUGCUAACAAAAUUUAUAGAACCACUGCAAGAAGAAGUUGGAGCACAUUCCUCAAAUCAAGAUCAAAUGGUGGACACUCAAAUUUCCGCACACAUCUCACAUACAAUGGAGAACAUUCCUCAUAUUACAGUUCGUGAGCCUGAUAGAGCUGCAAGGACUAAAGAUCGUCCACACAAUGCAAAUAGAAUCCAGUCAGGUUUAGAACAAGCACAAGAAAAGAAAGAAAGGAAGAAACGUAUAUGUAGCAGAUGUGGUGAGCUCGGGCAUUAUAGAACUAGCUUUAAAGUCAAUUUGCCAAGCUAAACGAAAAUAUGUCUGGAUUCUUCAAACUCCACAUGCAUGGAUUUGUUCAUGAAGAUGAUGAAUAGAACUGGGACUAGCAAAGAGAACAUCCAAGUAGCUUAGACUGUGUAUGGUUCUUUCCUGUUAUAUCUUUGUGGAGGACAUUUAGCUGUGUGUGCUUAUAUCUUACUAUUUGGAGCCUGAAAGUGGAGGACAA